Psylliodes chrysocephalus is the source of this 3403-nucleotide messenger RNA. Lineage: Eukaryota; Metazoa; Arthropoda; Insecta; Coleoptera; Chrysomelidae. The record is from the annotation of a GenBank genome assembly.
CGCCCAUUUGGUAUUUAAAUCACUAAAAGCAUCCAUUUAGAUUCAAUUCUGAUCAAAUGAUUAAAAUAAACCCAUUUAGAUCUAGAUAUUUAUUCAUUUAGUGUAGUUAAUUAUUGUGUACAAAAUAUAUACAAUAUAAAACCGUUUCUUUAUGUUGUAUCCAAGUGAAUUUGAAUGCGCAUAAAGAUGAAACAACGUUUGAAAUAUUAUUUAGAAGAAUCAAAUUUACAUGGUUUAAAAUAUGCAGCUGACGAUAGAAGGGCAUGGUUUGUAAGAGCAUUUUGGUGUGUUACAUUUAUCGUCAGUUUCGGAAUUAUGCUCUUACUAUUUUAUAAAUCGUGGAUACAAUUUGAAGAAAACGCCAUCAGCUUCGUAACCGAAACUACUUACCUUCAUUGGAACACCACAUUUCCUGCUAUCUCAGUUUGCCCCAUUACGGGAACUGAACCUGAAUGGGACGAGAAUGAAGAAUUUACAGACGACGAAAUUGACCAACAGAAACAAUUCAUUGCUGACUUGGUUUUUUUCACUGGAAAUUGCUACUCUUGCUACGAUGAUUGCGAAUCUUGUAAAACUAUGAAUUUCACUCAAAAAGUGUUAAGAUAUCGAAAGGAAUGCAAAAAGAUAAUCAUAGGGUGUAAAUGGAACAAAGUCGAUUUUGAUUGUUGCGAAAAUUUUUUGCCGUUGGAAACUGAAUAUGGCGUGUGUUAUUCCUUUAAUUCUAUGCACACUAACAAAAAUAUUAAAUCUACGUUGGACCUUACAAUGAACAGUAAUAGUGGACCCGGAGAAAUAUGGUUUAAGAAUAAAGAAGAUAUAAGGGUAUAUUUUCAUGCUCCUGAGGAUGUACCAUUUAUAAAUUCGGAUCCAGAUCAAAGAAAAGACGUCAUGUUAGGAGAAACUUUUAAUAUAACGAUAAGUGUCAUUGAAAUAAAUAACGAUGAAAAUGUAAAAAACGUCCCUGUAUAUAAACGAGGCUGUAAAUUCCCGUGGGAGAAUGAGGGACUUCUAGUACACAAACAUUACAGUUAUUCUGCAUGCGUUGUUCAAUGCCAUGCAGAAAAUCAUAUUUUUCUAUGCAAUUGUACGCAUCAUCUAAUGCCUUUUUAUAAUAAAAUAGAAUAUUGCAAUAGAGAAGGUCUGCGGUGUCUAACAGAUAAUUUUGAAACUGUUAAUAGAUUACAUGCAAAAGGAUCUGGCUUAAAUAAACCAGGUUUAGUAUGCGAUUGCUUACCAUCGUGUAUAGAACCAGAAUACAAAGUGGUAUUGGAUAAAAAAGGUUCAGCUAUGAAAUCCUCAGAAAAUGAAGUUUUAAUCAAUAUUAUAGGCCUGCCUACGACCAGAUUUAAAAGGAUAGUUCUCAGAUCAUUACUGGAUUUGGUUGUUUCAGUUGGAGGUACAGCAGGUCUCUUCAUUGGAGCAUCCUUAUUAAGCAUAUUUGAAGUUUUUUAUCUUCUUCGUUUUGGACAACCAAAAGGAAAGAAAAAUAAAUAUUAUUAGUUUCAGUUGGAGGUACAGCAGGUCUCUUCAUUGGAGCAUCCUUAUUAAUCAUAUUUGAAGUUUUUUAUCUUCUCCGUUUUGGACAACCAAAAGAAAAGGAAAAUCAAAAUUAUUAGGUAGAUCUUUAUUGGAUAAACGUGGUUUAUUUUAAUAAAUUUAGCAAAAUCUUACACUUUGUGUUGUAUAUAUUUUUUGGUCUUCUUAAUAAAUACUUAAGUGCAAAUGAUUCUGGAUAGGAAAAGUCGACUAAAAAGUCUGCCGAUAAAUAUGUAGACAAGAGAAAACAAUAUGGCGUACGGAUACAUCAAGAAUUGUAUAUCAUCGGAAAUAUUCGGAAUCCCAUAAAAAAUUACCUACACAGUAACCUUAAAAUAUGUUGAAAUUUUACUGUCCUUUUAAACAUUCAAUAGCUUCAUUAUCUACAUCAUUUUUAGACUCAGGGGCGGUUCGUGACCAAAAUUUUGAGGGUUCACAGUAGCAGAAUAUAGAUCUCGGUACAGAUGUUGGUAAAAAACUGUCAGUGUUUUAGAAAGGUAUAUCAUAAACUUUCUAAAACACUGAAAGUUUUUUCAUACAUCUGUACUGAUAUCUAUAUUGUGAACCCCAAAAUUUUGGCAGCAAGCCGCCACUGCUAAGACUCAUUAUUAUCAUCAAUUUCUUCGUAGACUGUAUUUGGGAACUGGAACCACCAGUUUCAUUAAAAUAGGAAAAAUAUCUUUCACAUAACUUUGCUUCUGUUUAAUGGAAAAGUAAGAUAAAAAUUACUAGUCUAAAUAAAGAAGUUCCUUUGUUAGUUAGCACUUUUUCACUCUGUCAUUAUAUCAUAUUCAGGGCCGUUAAAUAUAAAUGGUGUAGGCAUAGGAACGCAACAAUACGAGGAGUGAUCAAAACAUAAUGGAAAUUUUAGUUUUUCUUAAAGAAUCUUUAUUAAUCAAUAUCAAUUUUGUCCUCUUUCUUCAUAAUGAUCCCCCUGAAAUUAAAUACACUUGUGCCAAUGCUCUUUUCAUUAUUAGAAGCAGUUCUGGAACUCACUUUUCGGUAUAGUCUGUUUUUAUCUCGUCAGUGAUGACAAAAUGUCGUCCUUUCAUGAUUCUCUUCAGUCUCCUCGGGAAUAGAAAGUCACAGGGGGCAUGUUGUGCGAAUAAGCUGACUGAUGCAAAAUAACCAUUUUGUUUCUUGCCAAAAAAAAUCACGACUAACUAGUAAGGUGAGAUCAUGUUAGCGUGCUGCAACUGACACUUGUGAUGUUGACACUUUUCUGUGCGUUUUCCACGCAAAUGGUGCAUAACUUUCAGAUAGGAUUCCUUAUUAACAGUGCGACCAUAUAACAGGAACUCAUGAUGCAUUGCGCUAUUGAAAUCAAAGAAAAUAGUGACGAGAAUCUUCAAAUUUGAUCACUUGCUUCUAGGGCCUUAGUUUUGUCAUCACAUCACAUUAGUUUCAUCACCUGUUAUGACCAUUUUUAUAAAGUCUGGAUUGUUGUUGACUUUACUCAGUAAUUUCAGAGCGAUGUCUACGCAAUUUGUUUUUUUUUUAAUCGAAAUUAAACAAUUUUGGAACAAACUUUUAGGCCCAAAUCAUCCGAAAAAAUUGAUUUUACAUGAGCCAAAUGAUAUUCUGACAUCAUCAGCAACCUCUCUAGAUAGUGAUUCGACGAAUUUCCAGCAACAUUUUAUUCACUUAUUCCACGGUGUCGGCGGUUGUUGAUAUUUUAGGACCUCCAGGUCGGUCGUCAUCUUUAACCUCUUCACGGUCCUCUUUGAAACAUCUGUACCACUCGUUAACUCUUCUUUGAUCCAUUUUUUAGAGAAAGUUAUGAUAGUAAACAUUCAAAAUGAUUGUUACCUGCAACUUACUUCAAGCACAUUUAAUUCUAACCAAACUUUUAACAAAAACAUCAAUA